AUGCUUGAGCCUUCGUCUGAGACGUCUGAAGAAAGCCCGGGCACCAAGGAAGCCGAGCCGCAGAACCCGAAGCGCCGCUGCAGCCGCCGCCGCCGCCGCUGCAGCCGCCGCCGCCGCUGCAGCCGCCGCCGCCUCUCUGACGGCUUCGACAGCUUUGCCACCUAUUUCGGAAGGGAGCUGCAGCGGGUCCAGGAGGGCCUGAGCCUCUCGCAGGAGGCCGUGAACGUCAUGGAUUCGUUCGUGAAGGACAUCUUUGAGCGAAUCGCCGACGAGGCGGCGCGCCUGGUCCGCUCCAGCAAGCGCUCCACCCUCACCUCCAGAGACAUGCAGACCUCCGUGCGCCUGCUGCUGCCUGGGAAGAGGGGCAAGCACGCCAUAUCCAGCGCCACCAAGGCAGUCAUUCGGUACAUAACCGGCAAAUGAGCUGCCUCCGGACCACCUGAGCAUCGCAAACCAAAGGAUCUUUUCAGAGCCACCUCAGUUUUCUUAAUAAGAACUGUAUUCUGAUAAACUUUGAUCGACUUUAUUUUUUAAAGUGUGUCAUCCUGCUAAUUUUUAAACAUCUUUUUUACAAAGAACUAAAUAUUAUCAACUACAUUUUAAUAUAUCUAUGGUCUAAUUUGCUCAAAAUGAAAUAGUGAGUUUUGUUCAAUAAUGUUGCAUUAUACCACUUUACUAAAGAGUGAGUUCUUUUAUCUUUCUAGGUCAACCUUUCACAGGGUCUGUAAGAUAAAGUUAUUUACCUUUUUCACUCUCAUUUUCUCAUGAAUGUAUGGCAAAAUUUUCCAGAGAUUCAUUAUGUACCGUAAUGACAACAAAUUAAGUGCAGGAACAUGUAUAAGAAUUCAACAGACAUAUUAGAAGAGAUAUUAAGGAGGUUUUCUUUUUCUUUUUUUUUAAUUGAAGUAUAGUUGAUUUACAACGUUGUAUUAGUUUCUGGUGUACAGCAAAGUGAUUCAGUUAUACAUAUAUAUAAUCUUUUUCAUAUUCUUUUUCAUUACAGGUUAUUACAAGAUAUUGAAUAUAGUUCCCUGUGCUAUAUUGUAGGACCUUGUUGUUUAUCUGUUCUAUAUAUAGUAGUUUGUGUCUGCUAAUCCCAAACUCUUAAUUUACUCCUCCCCCCUCCUUUCCCCUUUGGUAACCAUAAGUGUGUUUUCUAUGUUUGUGAGUCUGUUUGUUUUGUAAAUAAGUUCAUUUGUAUCAUAUUUUAGAUACCACAUGUAAGUGAUAUCAUAUGGUAUUUGUCUUUCUUUGACUUACUUCACUUAGUAUGAUGAUCUCUAGGUCCAUCCAUGUUGCUGUAAAUGGCAUUAUUUUAUUCUUUUUCAUGGCUGAGUAGUAUUCCAUUGUAUAUAUUCCACAUCUUUAUCCAUUCGUGUCAAUGGACAUUUAGGUUGCUUCCAUGUCUUGGUUAUUGUAAAUAGUGCUGCUAUGAACAU
Balaenoptera acutorostrata (minke whale) is the source of this 1439-nucleotide messenger RNA. Its product is annotated as late histone H2B.L4-like. The transcript has a single exon. The record is from RefSeq and is a predicted model, not a curated record. Gene Ontology annotation, molecular function: structural constituent of chromatin; DNA binding; protein heterodimerization activity. Bases 1 to 423 code for a protein of 140 amino acids. Gene Ontology annotation, biological process: nucleosome assembly. Gene Ontology annotation, cellular component: nucleosome. Lineage: Eukaryota; Metazoa; Chordata; Mammalia; Artiodactyla; Balaenopteridae.